Messenger RNA from Anopheles nili, 755 nucleotides. It is a transcript of the gene EMC8-9, whose product is annotated as ER membrane protein complex subunit 8/9 homolog. NCBI's taxonomy places the organism in Eukaryota, Metazoa, Arthropoda, Insecta, Diptera, Culicidae. Gene Ontology annotation, cellular component: EMC complex. Bases 1 to 591 code for a protein of 196 amino acids. The transcript has 2 exons. The record is from RefSeq and is a predicted model, not a curated record.
AUGUCCGACAUAAUUUUCGAUGGCCGUGCAUAUUGUAAAAUAAUGCUGCACGCUGCAAAAUAUCCUCACUUAGCAGUAAAUGGAUUGUUGCUCGCAGAAAAUGGUAAGCCCAGUGUGAUUGUAGAUGCGGUUCCUUUAUUCCAUCAGUGUUUGCAUGUGUCACCCAUGGCGGAAGUAGCAUUAAUUCAGGUGGAGUCCAAAGCAGUUAAGAAAAAUCAACAGAUUGUGGGAUAUUAUGUUGGAUGUGAGAAUUUCUAUGAUAACCAUUUCGACCGAGCACCGGGAAUUCGCAUUGCGGACAAAAUUGCUGAACAAUGUUCCGAUGCUUGUGUGGCAGUAAUCGAUAAUCGUGCUGUUUCGAUUGAAAUGCGUUACCCUGCAUUAAAAGUGUGGCAACAUCGAGACCGUUGGUCAAAAGCCAAAUGUAUUGUGAGAAAUGAAACGGAUACGUUUGAUACCGUAUCGUGCCUGCUACAACGCGGCGCUGCGAAGGAGUUGAAUGAUUAUGACAAUUAUCUAGACAAUACCCAAAAUGAUUGGGAUAAUACCCAUUUGAAUGGCGAUUUGAAACAAUUACUAGCAAUGUAUUAGUAGAUCAUUAUCAGCAUACCAAAUAUGUUUGAAAUAUAUGUAUCCAAAACAUUGUGUAAGCAUUUUUGGUUUAUUUUGGUAUUAUGGAUUAUUUAGUACUGGUUUAGUAUCAAUGAGAAUUGAAUUAAAAGUCAUCCUGUAUAUGUAAAAUAUGUAUUUUGAAA